GAAUACCUCAAUAUUUUUAGCAAACAACAAUCACAACAGCUGCCCAAGCAUACCUUCUGGGACUAUGCCAUUGAUCUCAAACCUAUGUUCAAACCUCAAGUGCCCAAAAUUUAUGCCUUGAGUCUUGAGAAACAUGACAAAUUGGGGAAGUUUAUCAAGGAAUACUUAGCUAGGGGAACUAUCCACAGGUCAAUAUCUCACAGCACAGCUCCAUUUUUCUUUAUAGGAAAAAAGGAUAGAAAACUACGCCUGGUACAAGAUUAUCAUCACCUCAAUGAACACACAAUCCAUAAUAUAUGCCCACUACCAUUGAUC
This is a messenger RNA of Heterobasidion irregulare TC 32-1, 315 nucleotides long. RefSeq lists its product as uncharacterized. The transcript has a single exon. The record is from RefSeq and is a predicted model, not a curated record. NCBI's taxonomy places the organism in Eukaryota, Fungi, Basidiomycota, Agaricomycetes, Russulales, Bondarzewiaceae. The annotation marks the transcript as partial.